This is a messenger RNA of Diachasmimorpha longicaudata, 1649 nucleotides long. RefSeq names its product odorant receptor 9a-like. NCBI's taxonomy places the organism in Eukaryota, Metazoa, Arthropoda, Insecta, Hymenoptera, Braconidae. Gene Ontology annotation, cellular component: plasma membrane. The transcript has 10 exons. Bases 177 to 1376 code for a protein of 399 amino acids. The record is from RefSeq and is a predicted model, not a curated record. Gene Ontology annotation, biological process: sensory perception of smell; detection of chemical stimulus involved in sensory perception of smell. Gene Ontology annotation, molecular function: odorant binding; olfactory receptor activity.
ACGAAGGUGGGAUGAUGUGAAAAUUGAACGGUAGGAAAAGCUCCCGGGUCUCCACCCACUGCAUUUCGUAUUCGUUGAGACUUUUCGAUAAUCCACGACUGUCCAACACCGCUGGGGUGUUCUGACAGUACUUUAAUGAAUGUUGUGGUGCAGAACUUGAGUGGAACAACAGCGGAAUGGAGAUGAUAAGCGAUGAAAGAGAUUUUUGGGAUCAGCCUUACUACUGGUUGACAAAAACAGUACUUCGUGCUACUGGCUAUUGGCCCUAUCAGUCCCCAAGGGAACGCAUCGUAUGUCGUACUAUACUGUACUUCCUCUACUGGAUUCAAGUGAUACCUGAGAUUGUUGUUGUUGUACGACACGCUGGCGAUGCUGAUCUCGUGAUGGAAACGCUGAGUUCAUUCUUGAUAGCUAUCGGGGCCAUAGCCAAUAUGUGUACCUUCGUUUUCUACGCUGAUAAGAGUUUUCAGAUUCGUGAUCUCUUGGAACAGAUCAAGGAGAAUUGGAAAAUAUUUCCGAAGAACAAUGGAUUACCGCUGCUUCAUCAAUAUUCUCAAUCAGGAAGGAUCAGAUCGAUAGUAUAUGCAGCCUAUCUAUGGGCUGCCUGUUUGGUAUUUGUCAGUGAGCCAAUACAUUUCAGACUGAUCCGGCUCUUCAUUCCAUCAAACAAAACAAUACCAAUGGGAUUUGCUAUACCUGUAGAUUAUGGACCACUCAACACCGAGAAACAUUAUUACACUAUAUUAGUUGUGGAUUCUAUUUCGAUAUUUGCUAUUGUCACACUGAUUAUCGCUGCUGAUGUGUUACUAUUUGUAUAUUCACAUCAUGCGUGUGGACUACUCACAGCACUGGGAAGAUUUGCCAUCGAAAAUUUACCGGUUGAUGGCGCUCCCUCGAGACAUACGAAAGAUGAUGAAUACCAGUAUAUGAAGAAUUGUGUCAUACUGCAUAGCCGAUUCAUUCAAUUUUCAGACACCAUUGAAGAGAUAUUCUGCUGGAAUUUCUUCAUGACCAUUGGACUUAAUAUGAUCGUCAUCAGUAUGACUGCAUUUCAGGUGGUGACCAAUUUGAAUACCUUAUCUAGACUUUUCAAGACUUUAGUUUUCGCAGUGGCUUCAGUGAUGCAUCUGUUCAUUCAGUGUUACAUGUCCCAACAGAUUAUAGACCAUAGUCUUGACAUUGAGCAAAGCUUGAUGAAUGCACCAUGGUAUCACGCUAAAAGCCGAACCAAACAGUUGAUGCAAUUUAUGAUGAUGAGGAGUCAGGUCCCCUGUCAGCUGACUGCGGGCAGAAUGAUGCUGAUGUCGUUGGAUACCUUCAGUUCGGUCAUUAGAACUUCUGUGAGCUACUUUAUGGUGUUUAUGGAUAUGCAAUGAAUCGUCAAGAAUUCCAGGGAAAUUCUGAUUAAAAACAAUUCAUCGGAGGGAAACGAUGGGGACUUAAUUGAUUUGAGAAUAUCCUCUUGGGGUUGAUAAUAGCACAGGAGUAAUUUUGAAAACUUUGACCGAGAAUUAUUAUUAUUACCGAUGGUCGUUGUAUGAGAAUUACAGUGACCAUUGUCCACAUGUUGAUGAGUUUUAAAAUAAAUCUACAAUUCAUUAGAUGAAUAUCAACAAAUCACGUCAAUUGACAGAGCUCUCCCCUUCGGC